Messenger RNA from Schistosoma haematobium, 3070 nucleotides. RefSeq lists its product as uncharacterized. Bases 1609 to 2244 code for a protein of 211 amino acids. NCBI's taxonomy places the organism in Eukaryota, Metazoa, Platyhelminthes, Trematoda, Strigeidida, Schistosomatidae. The record is from RefSeq and is a predicted model, not a curated record. The transcript has a single exon.
CGCGUCAUCUGCACCGUCUACGGACGAGACGACAGUCUCACGUCCAGAUCAGCAGACCACGCCGCCCUUGACUUCGGAUGAGAUUGCAGGCUCACGCGAUGCGAACGAGACUGCCGUCUCACGUUCCGGUCGCCGAGUACGUUUACCCGUACGCUUCCUCGACUAGUCGCACAGUCGACAACCGAUACGGUGUAGGAAUAUUCCUAUGCUACUUGCAUGCUACACUCUUCUCUUUUUUGAUUUUCUUUUUGUUUCCUGAGCCCACGCCCUCGACCAUCUCCGUUUGGUUCCGUCGACUUCAGUCAACUUUGGCGAAAGCUGGAUUGGCCACCCACGCUCUUGUCAACGCACUCAGUCGAUAUAUUGGUUUCGAAUGCUUGGCAUACGCUUGGUCUCGAACUCGGUCGUUAUGGUCGCUUCUGGUUCAUCGGCUCAACGUGGUUUCGUCCUACGUCUGCAGCGUUUCUGGUGCGCACUCCUACGAACGCCCUCUUCAGAUUCUGGAUACAAACCACUCUGGUGUAGCAUGCCAACUCAAGCAAUAAAUACAACACAUCGCUCCUGGUACCGUUCUCCGAAAACGACCUUCGUUGGCAACUCGACGAUCAACGAUCGCUUUCCUGUUCGCCAAUUCUUCCGUCCUACAAUCGCUCGUAAGCCGAUCAGUCCCACGAUUCAAACCGCUAUUUAUCGAAAGUGUAAACCCUUUCUAGCGGGGGCUCCUGUAGUGACUCACAUUUAUCACGAGAACACGACUGGUUUAAUAAAAACAAUUAUUAUUAUAACCAACUGUACCAGUGUUUGUUUUAAUGUGCUUUUGUUUGACUGUGCUAAUGACAGCUAUUUUGUGCUUCCAUUCUUAUACUGACACUUCGAUUGUAACUUCGCGCGAAUUCGGUUACCUUCUGUAACCAAGGUUGUAUCCUGGCACGAUCUCGGUAUCCUUUCGAUGCCACGAGAUCGCCAGCAAAUAUAACUCGACUUGGUCCAUUAAUUGCCUUCUGAUAAUUGACUUCUCGUAAAUUUUAUGGUUUUCUUUGGUUACGUUCAACCCUCGCCUUCUGAUUUAUUUGGCACGUGUUUCUUGGUAGCGGUGUUCAUAGUUAAUCCCAACUCGACGCCACGCUACAAUUGGUGACCCGUAUUUUGAAACACGCCUCUGCUUCUGGUCAAAUCUUCCAAAGAAGCCAAUUCGGUGAGUCUAUGAUUUAUCUAUCCACGUCUGUCGUAUAUUUUCAUAUUUAAUAUAUAAUAUACUCGACAUGACGGAUAACGAUAAGAAUAGUAUUAAUAUAAUAGACUCACAUGUAUGUGUACCGAAUCCUUGUUACUUUUUUAUUCGCGUGACGAUGAAUUCCACGCUUUAUUCGAGAAAUUUUCCCCUAUUAUUUAUUCUCCUCGCUGACCCGGCUGCUUGGUACGGAAUGCAUACGCAUACGCAUUAACGUCUACCUCCCAGUAUCAAAUGGUUAAGUUGAACGGUUUCAUUGCCAACUUAAAAGUGCUCUACGAGCACACGAGAACGACGACUGGUACGAAACCUUAUCGCUCGUCCUCUUAGGUAUUCGAACGAGCUUGAAGGCAGAUAUACAAUGUUCCUCCGCUGAAAUGGUAUACGGCACGAUAUUGCGUCUGCCCGGAGAAUUCUUCACAUCACGGAGCAGACCUAAUUUCGCUAAAUCAGACUACGUCCAUCGACUGUCUGCAUUUAUGCGAACGCUGCCUCCGGUGUCAACUCGAAUACAACAUCGACAGGUCGCUCUCCCUCGAGAGUUAUCCACCUGUUCACAUGUUUUCAUACGAGUAGAUUCGGUACGCAAACCUUUGCAACAACCUUACGAAGGCCCUUUUCGCGUGAUCGCUCGUCACGAAAAGACCUUCAAGGUUGAUCGACACGGCCGCGUCGAGAUCGUCAGCAUUGAUCGUCUCAAACCAGCACACGUCGAUGACAGUGCCCUAUCUGAUAACCUGAGAUUCAAUGCUAGACCAAGCAAACCUACUAGCGGGAUCCUCAAACCAUCUUCAGGUCCCACGCUAGAUACACCUGAGACCUCACUCUCACGUCCCAGUCAACAGCACGCGUCAUCUGCACCGUCUACGGACGAGACGACAGUCUCACGUCCAGAUCAGCAGACCACGCCGCCCUUGACUUCGGAUGAGAUUGCAGGCUCACGCGAUGCGAACGAGACUGCCGUCUCACGUUCCGGUCGCCGAGUACGUUUACCCGUACGCUUCCUCGACUAGUCGCACAGUCGACAACCGAUACGGUGUAGGAAUAUUCCUAUGCUACUUGCAUGCUACACUCUUCUCUUUUUUUUGAUUUUCUUUUUGUUUCCUGAGCCCACGCCCUCGACCAUCUCCGUUUGGUUCCGUCGACUUCAGUCAACUUUGGCGAAAGCUGGAUUGGCCACCCACGCUCUUGUCAACGCACUCAGUCGAUAUAUUGGUUUCGAAUGCUUGGCAUACGCUUGGUCUCGAACUCGGUCGUUAUGGUCGCUUCUGGUUCAUCGGCUCAACGUGGUUUCGUCCUACGUCUGCAGCGUUUCUGGUGCGCACUCCUACGAACGCCCUCUUCAGAUUCUGGAUACAAACCACUCUGGUGUAGCAUGCCAACUCAAGCAAUAAAUACAACACAUCGCUCCUGGUACCGUUCUCCGAAAACGACCUUCGUUGGCAACUCGACGAUCAACGAUCGCUUUCCUGUUCGCCAAUUCUUCCGUCCUACAAUCGCUCGUAAGCCGAUCAGUCCCACGAUUCAAACCGCUAUUUAUCGAAAGUGUAAACCCUUUCUAGCGGGGGCUCCUGUAGUGACUCACAUUUAUCACGAGAACACGACUGGCUUAAUAAAAACAAUUAUUAUUAUAACCAACUGUACCAGUGUUUGUUUUAAUGUGCUUUUGUUUGACUGUGCUAAUGACAGCUAUUUUGUGCUUCCAUUCUUAUACUGACACUUCGAUUGUAACUUCGCGCGAAUUCGGUUACCUUCUGUAACCAAGGUUGUAUCCUGGCACGAUCUCGGUAUCCUUUCGAUGCCACGAGAUCGCCAGCAAAUAUAACUCGACUUGGUCCA